This is a messenger RNA of Ochlerotatus camptorhynchus, 3701 nucleotides long. It is a transcript of the gene RpII140, whose product is annotated as RNA polymerase II subunit RpII140. The transcript is spliced from 5 exons. Gene Ontology annotation, biological process: DNA-templated transcription. Gene Ontology annotation, molecular function: DNA binding; ribonucleoside binding. The coding region runs from base 105 to 3635 and encodes 1176 amino acids. Lineage: Eukaryota; Metazoa; Arthropoda; Insecta; Diptera; Culicidae. The record is from RefSeq and is a predicted model, not a curated record. Gene Ontology annotation, cellular component: RNA polymerase II, core complex.
ACGAGAGUAACGACGCAUCAUUUUUAUUGAAAAUUUAAUCGUUCAUUAAAACUAGAAAAAAGUCUCAAUUUCGUCGGAAAAUAUCGUAAAUCGCUAGAAUAGCGAUGUUUGAAAACGAAGAUGGGGAUCACUUCGAGGAGGAGGAUCCAGAGGAAAUCUCUCACGAACUGUGGCAGGAAGCCUGCUGGAUCGUGAUCAACGCUUAUUUCGACGAAAAGGGUCUGGUGCGGCAGCAGCUGGACAGUUUCGACGAAUUCAUUCAGAUGUCCGUUCAACGUAUUGUGGAAGAUUCCCCGGCAAUUGAAUUGGCGGCCGAAGCGCAGCACACUUCAGGGGAUAUUGAAACACCGACUCGAUACGUUCUGAAAUUCGACCAGAUUUACCUUUCGAAGCCAACCCAUUGGGAAAAGGAUGGUUCCCCGUCGCCUAUGAUGCCGAACGAAGCUCGCCUUCGCAAUUUGACCUACUCUGCUCCCCUGUACGUGGACAUUACUAAAACCAAAAUCGUCGAAGGUCAAGAUCCGGUUGAAACUCAACACCAGAAAACGUUCAUUGGAAAAAUUCCGAUCAUGUUGCGUUCGACGUACUGUUUGCUGUCCCAACUGACGGAUCGUGAUUUGACAGAAUUGAACGAGUGCCCUCUCGAUCCGGGUGGUUAUUUCAUCAUCAACGGUUCAGAGAAGGUUUUGAUUGCUCAGGAGAAAAUGGCCACCAAUACCGUGUACGUGUUCAGCAUGAAGGAUGGAAAAUACGCGUACAAGUCUGAAAUUCGUUCCUGCUUGGAGCACAGUUCGCGUCCGACUUCCACGCUUUGGUGUAACAUGAUGGCUCGUGGUGGUCAGAGUAUCAAAAAGUCGGCCAUUGGUCAGCGAGUGAUUGCUAUUUUGCCCUACGUCAAACAGGAAAUUCCUAUUAUGAUCGUGUUCCGAGCUCUGGGGUUCGUGGCGGAUCGUGAUAUUCUAGAGCACAUUAUCUACGACUUUGACGAUCCGGAGAUGAUGGAAAUGGUUAAGCCAUCGUUGGAUGAAGCUUUCGUGGUGCAAGAGCAGAAUGUGGCGUUGAAUUUUAUUGGUGCGAGAGGUGCCCGGCCUGGUGUCACCAAGGACAAACGUAUUAAGUACGCUAAGGAAAUCCUGCAGAAGGAAAUGUUACCCCAUGUGGGUGUUUCGGAUUUCUGCGAAACGAAGAAGGCAUAUUUUCUGGGCUACAUGGUACAUCGAUUGCUCCUGGCUGCUUUGGGUCGCCGUGAACUGGACGAUCGUGAUCACUACGGAAACAAACGACUGGAUUUGGCCGGACCAUUGUUGGCGUUCUUGUUCCGAGGAUUGUUCAAGAAUCUGAUGAAGGAAGUCCGAAUGUAUUCCCAAAAGUUCAUCGAUCGUGGAAAAGACUUCAAUCUGGAGCUGGCAAUCAAGACAAAGAUCAUUACCGAUGGCUUGCGUUAUUCGUUGGCCACGGGUAAUUGGGGAGAUCAGAAGAAGGCUCAUCAGGCCCGUGCUGGAGUGUCUCAGGUAUUGAACAGACUUACAUUCGCCUCCACCUUGUCCCAUUUGCGUCGCGUCAACUCUCCGAUUGGACGUGACGGUAAAUUGGCCAAGCCUCGUCAGUUGCACAAUACUCUUUGGGGUAUGAUUUGUCCAGCCGAAACACCGGAAGGUGCUGCUGUCGGAUUGGUAAAGAACCUAGCCCUUAUGGCCUACAUUUCUGUCGGAUCGCAACCUUCGCCCAUUCUUGAGUUCUUGGAGGAGUGGUCCAUGGAAAAUUUGGAAGAAAUUGCUCCGUCCGCCAUUGCCGAUGCGACCAAGAUCUUUGUUAACGGUUGCUGGGUCGGAAUUCAUCGUGAUCCCGAACAGUUGAUGGCCACCCUUAGGAAACUGCGUCGUCAGAUGGAUAUCAUCGUAUCCGAAGUAUCUAUGAUUCGGGAUAUCCGAGACCGAGAGAUUCGAAUCUACACAGAUGCUGGGCGUAUUUGCAGACCAUUGCUGAUUGUCGAAAACGGAAGCCUGUUGCUACGCAAAAAUCACGUGGAUAUGUUAAAGGAUCGCGACUACAACAACUACGGUUGGCAGGUGCUGGUUGCCUCCGGUGUCGUUGAAUACAUAGACACAUUGGAAGAGGAAACCGUCAUGAUCGCUAUGACCCCAUAUGAUUUGAAACAGGACAAAGAGUACGCAUACUGUACGACAUACACACAUUGCGAAAUCCAUCCGGCUAUGAUCCUCGGUGUUUGCGCGUCCAUUAUUCCAUUCCCCGAUCACAAUCAGAGUCCUCGUAACACUUAUCAAAGUGCUAUGGGUAAGCAAGCUAUGGGCGUCUACAUUACAAACUUCCACGUCCGGAUGGACACACUUGCCCACGUACUCUACUACCCAAUGAAGCCACUCGUCACUACCCGUUCCAUGGAAUAUCUACGGUUCCGUGAGCUCCCGGCCGGUAUCAACUCGAUCGUAGCCAUUCUCUGCUACACCGGUUACAACCAGGAAGAUUCUGUCAUCUUGAACGCAUCCGCCGUAGAGCGUGGCUUCUUCCGAUCGGUGUUUUACCGUUCAUACAAGGAUUCCGAAAGCAAAAAAAUUGGCGACCAAGAAGAACAAUUUGAAAAACCGAACCGUCAAAGCUGCCAAGGUAUGCGAAAUGCCCUCUACGACAAACUGGACGAAGACGGUAUCAUUGCUCCAGGACUUCGUGUCUCCGGUGACGACGUGGUCAUUGGAAAAACUAUAACCCUUCCCGAUACUGAAGACGACCUGGAUGGAACCACCAAACGCUACACCAAGCGAGACGGUUCCACCUUCCUACGUAAUUCCGAAACGGGAAUCGUCGAUCAAGUCAUGUUGACCCUCAACAGCGAAGGCUACAAGUUCUGCAAAAUCCGUGUCCGUUCGGUUCGUAUUCCACAGAUCGGUGACAAAUUCGCCUCCCGUCACGGUCAAAAAGGUACCUGUGGUAUCCAAUAUCGUCAGGAAGAUAUGCCCUUCACCUGCGAGGGACUCACACCGGACAUCAUCAUUAACCCGCACGCCAUUCCGUCGCGUAUGACAAUUGGCCAUUUGAUCGAGUGUAUCCAGGGUAAGCUGGGUUCGAACAAGGGAGAAAUCGGUGACGCCACUCCGUUCAACGAUGCUGUCAACGUGCAGAAGAUUUCUACCUUCCUGCAGGAAUACGGCUAUCAACUCCGUGGCAACGAAGUAAUGUACAACGGUCACACUGGUCGUAAGAUCAAUGCCCAGGUUUUCCUUGGCCCUACCUACUAUCAACGUUUGAAGCAUAUGGUGGACGAUAAGAUUCACUCGCGUGCCCGUGGUCCGGUGCAGAUUCUGGUACGACAGCCUAUGGAGGGUCGUGCCCGUGACGGUGGUCUACGUUUCGGUGAGAUGGAACGUGAUUGUCAAAUCUCUCACGGUGCUGCCCAGUUCUUGAGGGAGCGUCUGUUCGAGGUGUCCGAUCCCUACCGGAUACAUGUGUGCAACUUCUGCGGGCUGAUUGCGAUCGCCAAUAUGCGGAACAACACGUUCGAGUGCAAGGGAUGCAAGAAUAAGACUCAGAUAUCACAGGUGAAGCUACCGUACGCUGCUAAGCUGUUGUUCCAAGAGCUGAUGUCUAUGAACAUAGCACCUCGUCUGAUGGUGUUGUAAGAUGUGGGACACCUGAAUUACAUGUCCCCAGCAUCAGCAGUAAUCAUUGGUUGCAUUCAAUUUUAU